AUGCCCAGGUGUCGCCUGGCCGGGAGGGCCGCGGCGGGGCCGGCAGCGGGCAGGGUGCGGCUCGGGGAGCCUCCGCUGCGCCCUGGGAACCCUCCCUGGCCGGAGCCCGUCCCGGAGCCCCGCGGGUCCCGGUUCCCCUCAGGUCCCGGUUCCCCGCGGGUCCCGGAUCCCUCAGGUCCCGGUUCCCCUCAGGUCCCGGUUCCCGCAGGUCCCGGAUCCCUCAGGUCCCGGUUCCCGCAGGUCCCGGAUCCCUCAGGUCCCGGUUCCCCGCAGGUCCCGGUUCCCUUCGGGUCCCGGUUCCCCUCAGGUCCCGGUUCCCCGCAGGUCCCGGUUCCCGCAGGUCCCGGUCCCCCUCAGGUCCCGGUUUCCCUCAGGUCACGGAUCCCUCAGGUCCCGGUUUCCCUCAGGUCCCGGUUCCCUCAGGUCCCGGUUCCCCUCGGGUCCCGGUUCCCCUCAGGUCCCGGUUUCCCUCAGGUCCCGGUUCCCCUCGGGUCCCGGUUCCCCUCAGGUCCCGGUUUCCCUCAGGUCACGGAUCCCUCGGGUCCCGGUUCCCCUCGGGUCCCGGUUCCCCGCGGGUCCCGGUUCCCCUCGGGUCCCGGUUCCCCGCGGGUCCCGGUUCCCCUCAGGUCCCGGUUCCCGCAGGUCCCGGAUCCCUCAGGUCCCGGUUCCCCUCAGGUCCCGGUUCCCCGCGGGUCCCGGUUCCCUCAGGUCCCGGUUCCCGCAGGUCCGGGCGCGGCUGCGCUGGGGCUCGCCGCCGCCAGGCGGCGCAGCGGAGGCCGCGCGUGCCCCGUGUGGCCCCGCGGCGCGGCCAUGGCGGAGCGGGCCGGGCCCGGGCGGGCGGCGGGCGGCGGGAAGAUGUCCCUGCACAGGUGUGAAACCUGUGGCAAAGAAGAAGCUAAGUACAGAUGUCCACGAUGCAUGAAAUAUUCCUGCAGCCUGUUGUGUGUAAAGAAACAUAAGCUUGCACUGAGCUGUAAUGGAGUCAGAGAUAAAACAGCGUUUGUCUCUGUGAAUGAAUUUACUGACUUGAACCUUCUGAGUGAUUAUCGUUUCCUGGAAGAUGUAGGAAGGACAGCUGAUGCUGCUGCUCGACAUUGCCUUGUGCAUAGUCCAGCAACAAAAAGACUUUUAUACUGCUUGAGGAACAAAGCUCGAGGGUAUAAUAUUGAGCUAAAAACACUGCCUAUUGGAUUUACAAAAAGAAGAGAAAAUUCUACCACCUUCAAUUUCGGGGAGAACAAGUUCUACUGGCAUUUGAAGCUCAUAUUUCCUCACUGUCAUGCUGAAUACACUUUAAAAGGGGUGCCUGACGAUAAAACACUUGCUGAUAUCCUCAAGCCAUACAUUGAUCCAGUGGAGUCAGAUCCUGUAGUUUGUCAAAGAUUAAAAAUCUAUACAGCAUCUCCUCAAUCAGAUGUACAGAUUUUAAUGAAAAUAGAAAACAGGAACCGAAACUCUGUCAGGUACAAUGAACUGGAUGCCAGCAAAAGCCUUCUAGAUAAUCUGAAAGGAAAAGUAAUAAUUGAGUAUCCAACAUUAUUUGUGGUCUUGAAAACACUGAAGAAUGACAUGGUGGUCCUUGGCCAAGAUGGCAGUGAGCCUGCAGAGAACUCAGACAGUGAAAGCUCAUCCCUUUCAUCUGUGGAAGAUGGAGAAAUUCGGGACAGUUCAUGACAGUUCUUUGAGAGAACAGGAUGGAAUGAGCUUUUUUUUAUUAUUAUUUAAUUAAAUUUUUUUGAUACAACUAAGUUCCCAGAAGUCUGGCAUAACUUCCUUUACUUAAAGGUAGCGCUCUCAAAGUGCUUGACUAUUUUUGGAUUUAAUAAUGGAUAUUCAGGAAUGUAAAUAAAAAGAUGGGGAAUUGUGGUCCCAGAAAAACAAAAAUAUUCUAAUUUAAUUGUAGUCUUUAAUUGCAUCAUUUUUCCUUUUUCCCUAACCAGCUCAGUGCCAAAUGUUUGGGUUUAAAUAUCUGAUCAUAUAUUUGUAUUUAUAUGUUGAUUUGAGUCUUAAAGUACAGUUAUUUCAUUAGAUCAGUUUCCUUUUACAGUAUUUCUGUGUAACACUGAGCUACUGAAAAUGGUCUUAUGUUACUUUUGAUCUUCUUUGGUGACCUUUUGGGUGUAUGAUGCAAUACUAAUUUUUUUUGGUUCCUUA
Messenger RNA from Lonchura striata (white-rumped munia), 2154 nucleotides. Lineage: Eukaryota; Metazoa; Chordata; Aves; Passeriformes; Estrildidae. The record is from RefSeq and is a predicted model, not a curated record.